AUGUCCGCGCCGGUACCUAUUGCGAGAUCCCUAGAUGGUCCUGCACUGGCCUGCUGCGUUCCAAUGGUCACCGCGGCACCGCGGCACCGCGGCACCACCAGCAGACAGUGUCUUGGUCGUCUGGCCGUUCUGUACAACUACAGAGAAAGCCCCAUCUGCGGCGGCGGUGAAGGUCUGCGAUCCGACAGUCAAGACAGAAAUGGCGCCACCAACGACUAG
Baudoinia panamericana UAMH 10762 is the source of this 219-nucleotide messenger RNA. RefSeq lists its product as uncharacterized. NCBI's taxonomy places the organism in Eukaryota, Fungi, Ascomycota, Dothideomycetes, Mycosphaerellales, Teratosphaeriaceae. Bases 1 to 219 code for a protein of 72 amino acids. The record is from RefSeq and is a predicted model, not a curated record. The transcript has a single exon.